This is a messenger RNA of Aspergillus tanneri, 1440 nucleotides long. It is a transcript of the gene AMT1, whose product is annotated as ammonium permease MEP2. The transcript is spliced from 6 exons. Gene Ontology annotation, cellular component: plasma membrane. The coding region runs from base 1 to 1440 and encodes 479 amino acids. NCBI's taxonomy places the organism in Eukaryota, Fungi, Ascomycota, Eurotiomycetes, Eurotiales, Aspergillaceae. Gene Ontology annotation, biological process: ammonium transmembrane transport. Gene Ontology annotation, molecular function: ammonium channel activity. The record is from RefSeq and is a predicted model, not a curated record.
AUGGCGGAAUACCCCAUCCCCUACAAUGGAACGGAGACCGGCACUGGAGGUGAUUCCAUGACGCAGGAUCUCAAUAUCUUCUACAGCUCCGGUGAUAUUGCUUGGGUCAUUGUGUCAACAGCUCUUGUUUUGUUGAUGAUCCCGGGUGUUGGCUUCUUCUACUCAGGCCUCGCCCGCCGAAAAUCAGCACUUUCCCUACUGUGGCUCUCCCUCAUGUCGGUCGGAGUCGUCUCUUUCCAAUGGUUCUUUUGGGGCUACUCGCUGGCCUUCUCUCACACAGCUGGGAAAUACAUCGGUGACUUGGAGAACUUCGGGAUGAAGGGUGUUCUGGCUGCACCCUCAGUGGGUAGCAGCAAGGUGCCGGAUCUUCUGUUUGCCGUGUUCCAGGGCAUGUUUGCUUGCAUUACUGUCGCUCUUGCGGUGGGCGCUGUCGCUGAACGUGGCCGUAUGCUUCCCUGCAUGGUCUUCAGCUUCAUAUGGACCACCGUCAUCUACGACCCUAUCGCCUGCUGGACCUGGAACACUUCUGGCUGGGUUAAUAAAUUGGGAGGUUUAGAUUAUGCUGGAGGCACACCCGUCCACAUUGCCUCAGGCUGCACAGCCCUAGCUUACUCUCUGAUGCUCGGUAAGCGUCGCGGACAUGGAACCCAUGAGCUCAACUACCGCCCGCACAACGUCACCCACGUGGUCAUCGGCACGGUAUUCCUCUGGGUCGGCUGGUUCGGGUUUAAUGCUGGCUCCGCCCUGAGUGCCAACCUGCGAGCCGUGAUGGCCGCCGUCGUGACCAAUCUCGCGGCCUCGAUGGGCGGCAUCACCUGGUGUUUGCUCGACUACCGCCUGGAACGCAAGUGGUCCACCGUGGGCUUCUGUUCCGGCGUGAUUGCCGGCCUGGUGGCCAUCACUCCAGGAUCGGGUUUCGUGACUCCCUGGGCAUCGUUCAUCUUUGGUGUCGUGGGUGCCGUUGCCUGCAACUAUGCCACCAAGCUCAAAUACCUCCUGCGCGUCGACGAUGCUUUGGAUAUCUUUGCCGUCCAUGCUGUUGGCGGCCUCGUGGGUAAUCUGUUGACUGGUCUCUUCGCUGCCGACUACAUCGCUCGUCUGGACGGCACUACGGAAAUUACAGGCGGGUGGAUCAAUCAUCACUACGUGCAACUGGGCUACCAGCUCGCCGAUUCAGUCUCUGGAAUGGCAUACUCGUUCUUCGGAAGUUGUAUUAUCCUCUUCCUCAUCAACCUGAUCCCUGGUCUUAGCCUGCGUGCUCCUGAGGAGGAUGAAAUCAUGGGCAUUGACGAUGCCGAAAUUGGUGAAUUCGCCUAUGAUUAUGUCGAAAUCACCCGUGACGUGAUCAGUGCUCCAAAUAGUGAAAACGGUGAUGUAUCAUCCAAGCGCACCGUGACGCCGACAGAAGGGCACGGAAUGAGUGUCGAGAAGACAGUUUAA